This is a messenger RNA of Anopheles nili, 430 nucleotides long. It is a transcript of the gene ND-MNLL, whose product is annotated as NADH dehydrogenase [ubiquinone] 1 beta subcomplex subunit 1. Gene Ontology annotation, cellular component: mitochondrion. Lineage: Eukaryota; Metazoa; Arthropoda; Insecta; Diptera; Culicidae. The transcript has a single exon. The coding region runs from base 139 to 309 and encodes 56 amino acids. The record is from RefSeq and is a predicted model, not a curated record.
UCGGGUCCAUUGCGGCGGACUACAGCUACACCAGGCAGUGGAAGAAGGACCAGUUGCAAAAGCAGCUACAGCACGCUUAGAGGCAAUCGCCAAACUACCAGUUCGUCCACUCAACCGAUUCACCGAUCAACUUCUAACAUGAUUUUCGGACUCACCCGCCAGUACGCUUGGACCGCGGUGCCGCUGACCGGGUUCUGCAUCGGCUGGUUCCUCGAUUGCAAGGAGACGGAGCGCAUGACGAUGUUCCGCGACAAGAGCGCAUUGUACGGGCGCACGUUGAAGGAGGGAGAGAAACCGUCGUGGCCAUAGGAAGGAAGGACCUUAACCAAGCAGGUGUCUAGGUACAGCGAUGAAGCUUAUGGUUUUAGGCCAACGAUACCAUCAUAGCAAUCGAAAUACACUGAUGUUCUGAUCUUAAAGAAGGUUGGUU